Molecule: messenger RNA, 2760 nt
Organism: Cryptosporidium muris RN66
Lineage: Eukaryota; Apicomplexa; Conoidasida; Eucoccidiorida; Cryptosporidiidae
Exons: 1
Coding region: 1-2760 (919 amino acids)
Source: RefSeq, a predicted model, not a curated record
AUGGAGAAGAUAACAUUAGAAGGUAGAGAAGAUAGUGGUAAUACAGCUUCUGAAGAAGUUAAGAUAUCACUGGAGAAAAUUUUAAGCCGCAAUAAUAUAUUAAAUGAUGUACUUUUACAGGAAAAAUUUGAUAUUAAGAAGAUGGCAAUUUCACUAUCUUCUAUCUUGAGCUUACCGAGAUUUCAAAGUCUUGGACUAAAGUACUUUGCAUUAAGUAAUAAUGGAUAUGCAGACGAACAAGAUCUGGUACAUGGUAUCUUAAACUCAUCAGAUAAUAAGAAGCAAUUGAAUAAUAUUAACGAUCCAUUAUUAGAUGCAAGUUCAAGUAGUGUAAUUACAGAACCAUGUAUGAAUGAAUUGAAUUGUAAUUCCAGCGCGAUAGGAGAUAGUAACUUGUCUACAUUAACAGUUGAUAUUGAAGAAAUGACGAUAAAUGAGGAGACUAGGAAGAUUGAUGAAGGCAAAUUUAUGUGUACAUUAGUUGAAUGCUCUAUAGCUUCAUCUUUAUUAGAUUUAUGUUUAUGUAGUAAGGGCGUGGAAAUUACAAUAACUAAAGAGGACAUCUCAAAAUAUAAAGAUAUUCUUGAUAAGGAGCAUAUAAAGGAGAACUGUGAUAAUAUUUAUAUCAAACCAACUUUCCAUAUUGAGAGAACAACCCUUAUAUUAAGAGAAUUGGAUCCCAAUAUUACAGAGAAUAAUAUACGUGCAUUACUAACCAGAUGUCCUCAUUUUACUGAUAUUGACAAUAAUUCUGCACAAGUUUUGGAGAAAUAUAUUGCAAAUAUAAGGAAAGAGGUCCAUGACACUUGGUUUGUUACUUUGGUAAAUGAAGACUUAGUGACAUCUGUAGCUCUAUGGCUGCGAAGUCAGAAACUUGGUAAUAAGUUACUGCGCGUUGGUGUAAAGUCAGAACAUCCAAUUGGUAGUUUACUAUCUAUAUUAUCAACUCAUAAACCUAAUACUAUGAAUAAGAUCUCUACAAAUAAUAUAAAUGGUAAUGUAAAUAUUCAUCAGAAUAAAUUGAAUCAAAUAAAUACCCUUAACUCUGGCAACAAUUCCCUGUCUCAUUCUUCUAAUAAUAGCACCUUUCAUAAACAUUCGCCCAUACCAAAUCCAAUUAGUUUGCAUAAUCCAAUGAAUUUAUACCCUUCUCAAGUAGUGUCACCUUUUUUAAUAAUUAAUAACUCUAACAUGAAUGAUACUUGCAAGAUUUCUUCAUCUCCUACUAAAGAUAUAAAUAGCAUGUCAUAUAUGAAUACAACUAAUAUUAUUGGUCCCUAUACAAUGUAUAGUGGAAGUGAAGCAAACAUAACAAACAUUGCAACUUUAUCUACUUCACCCUAUUAUAUUCAAUAUGGAGCACUAGGACAAGCUAUUCCUCCAUUUUCAGCAACAUGUGCACCUGGACAGAGUCUACCUCCACCACCUCCCAAUUUAACGGACAGUGUGGAAGAUUCACUAGAAGAUAGAGAAGUCAAUUUCAGGAUUAAUUCUGUAGAUUCGAGGGAAAUCAAUUCAAAUUGUAUAAAGGCCACCAAGGGAUACGAUAUACCCACUGAAAAUAAUGAAGAUAUAAAGGAUUCAAGUGACAAGAAAAACCAAUUAAAUACUGACACUAAAGGCAAGUCACCAAUAAUGCAUAACCAUCCAAUCGUAAUAUCUCCUCCACCUUUGAAUCCACCAUACUUAACACCUUAUGGUACUUACUAUACAGCUGCAAGUCCAAAUAUCCCUACUGUAAUAGCUAGUGUUCCACAAACAUCAUUAUUUGGGGCAGUACCAUCUAUACAUUGUGGUCACCACCCACAUCCUCACCAUCCUACAGGUCACUUUGGUGGGCCUAGAAACAUAUCAAAUACUAAGAAUAAUUAUAUUGCAAAGGACAACAUGACUCAUAUAAGUAAUGCUAAUCAUCAUGGACGAUUGCAUAAUAGAAAAGUGAACUAUAAUAGAAAUAAUAGUCGAAGGAUAUCUUCACCAAAUAACAUAUCUUCAAAUACUAACAAGUCAAAUAGAUCAAUUAACUCAAAUAAGAAGAUAAUUAAUAUUAAUGAUGACAAUAAGAAUGACAGCAACACUAAUAAGAACAGUGGAAGUGCAAUAGAAGUAGAUGACCUUUUAGCUAGAACUGAAAAGAAUGAAUGUGUAACAUUUAAUAAUAGAACUGAUGAAUGCAAUGCUUCUGAAACUACUAACCCAGUAGAAACAGUUAGCAAUGAUAAAAUUAAGAGUAAUGCAAGUAAUUAUACCAACACUUCACCUAAUAUUUCUGGCAAGGGACAAAGCUUUAAACAUGAGGAUAAUAGAAUUCAUGGAAGAACGGUGCAACCAGCAUAUAAUGUAAGUGGCAAUAUUCGUAAUUCUGCACAUAAAAGACCAGAUAGUCAUAAUUCAAAUUACUAUUUUCAAUCUAAUAACAUAAAAAAUAACAAAGGUGAUGUAAAUGAAAGCUAUGCAUAUCAGAGCAAUUUUCGAGGGAAACCAAGAAAUGUAGGAGAUUUCUUGAAUUUUGUUGGAGGUAAUAGCGAGGUUUCAAAUUCCGCAAAUAUUCGCAGCUAUACACAGAGUGAUUCCAACAAUGCAAAGUGGACACCAAAUACUGAUCACCGUCAGACAACAAGUGGUGUCAUUCCAGAUGCUGGAGGCACAAAUUCACGCCUAUCAAAAACGUCUCACGGUACUUUUGUAGAGUAUUUUCCAUCUUUAUCUGAUGCUCUUAAGCAACCGAAAGGGAUGAAAAAUCCGAAUAAUGAAGAAUAA